Molecule: messenger RNA, 3165 nt
Organism: Podarcis raffonei (Aeolian wall lizard)
Lineage: Eukaryota; Metazoa; Chordata; Lepidosauria; Squamata; Lacertidae
Gene: ASCL3
Product: achaete-scute family bHLH transcription factor 3
Exons: 2
Coding region: 2046-2639 (197 amino acids)
Biological process (GO): developmental process; regulation of transcription by RNA polymerase II
Molecular function (GO): RNA polymerase II transcription regulatory region sequence-specific DNA binding; protein dimerization activity; DNA-binding transcription factor activity, RNA polymerase II-specific
Source: RefSeq, a predicted model, not a curated record
AAUAGUACCGCUCUGUUCUGCCUUGGUCAGACCCCACCUUGAGUACUGUGUCCAGUUCUGGGCGCCACAAUUUAAGAAGGAUGUUUACAAGCUGGAACAUGUGCAGAGGAGGGCAACCAAGAUGAGCAAGAGUCUGGAAACCAAGCUUUAUGAAGAAUGAUUGACUGCAGUGUGGGUGGAAGAAGCUAAACCAGAAAAGAGCAGAUCUAACUGUAAGCUACUUUGCAUAUUGUCAAUUGACUAUAAAUUUAGAUCUGUCUUUUGACUCAGUCCAACAGGCACAAGAACUGUGGAACUCAGGUAAGGAAUGUAAGGUAGAUAGAGGCUAAUAGCAAAAUGUUACAUGGUUUUUGUUAAUAUUAAUUCAGAUUGCUAAAUUUAAAUGAUGCACAUGAUAAAUAUAUACUUUGUGAGCUCUAGUUUAUAGAAUAGAUCUACAGAGAACAGUGCUAUAAGAAUCAGCUUACUAACAUACAUAAUUUUAGUGUGGAAUUUUGAAGUUCAGUCCCUGUCUAAUAUCCUAGAUUUUUCCUUGUGGUUCUGGGGAUUCUUUUCCAUUUCACCAUAAGCAAUUCUAGGAAUGAAAAACUUAGCUUUGUUUUAUGAUCUUGUGUUUUGUCUUAGGCACUGAGGCAAAUUUCAGAAAGAAUAGAGCAAAUUAUUUGAAUUAAUGAGACUUUACUUCUUAGUAAAUAAUUCAGUUAACUGAGGUUUCUAAUUCAAGUUAAAGGUUUUGUGAAUUCAGUAAUCUUUCCAAAUGUUAAAAUGCAAACAUUAAUUGACAUUUUUAUUAUAAACAAUUUUUAUUAUCGACAAUUUACUGAUUCAGCUUUUAUAAUGCAUGAUCAAUAAAUAUGUUUCAUUGAUUGCUGUUUAGCAAUAUAAAACUCCUAGCACAUUUGCAAAGCUAAUCAGUGUCUGGUAUGGUUUCAAAUUGGAUGGGGGACCAGACAUGUUGAGAUUCUUGCAUUGGAGGAAGUUGGACUAGAUGAUCCUCCAACUCUACAAUUCUAUGAUUCUAUAAUUCAGUUAAAUCUUCCUUGCUCUAGAUUACAGGCUGCAGACCCAAUUUGUUUGCAGGGGGAGGGGGGCGUUCUUCUGUACAUGUGUUAUGGAAUUCUCUAUGCUGGAGUAGGCUGGUGGAAACUGACAAGUGUGAUUGUGAGGCACAGGGAGAGCCAAUUCAUCCCUUACAUGUUCUGAAGGUCAGCUGGUGGGUCCUGAGUCAUUACAGGAGAUUGAUUGCUCUCUAAGCAACUUCCCAUUAAAUCCUAACCACAUAGAUUAUAUGCAAUUAAAUAACAUGCCCGCAGUCAGAGUAAUACUUUGAUAUUUGCUAGCAAGCUGCUCCAGUAAUCCCUGAUAAAUGGAAGAAAACAACUUCUUACACUAUUGCUUAUAAUAAAAAUAAUGUAUUGGAAGGGAGGAUGAGAAACAUUAAUUUACCAUUACCUUUCGCAUUAUUUGCUAUAUGAAGUUGUUGAGUUGCUAUCUUACAGAAUAAAAGAUACAACAUUAUUUUGGCUGGAGGAGUUGGCAAAUUUUGAAUUCUGAUGUUAGGCACAGCCUGAAAAGGAGAGUUUCUGUUAAAAGAUAUGGGGCACAAUUUGAUCAAGGUGAAUACAUGUAGGCCUCAAUAAUUUCAGUGAGAGAGUUAAGCACAUUUCAAGCUUUUCCACAGACAACACCCCUCUUUCCCUGGGCUAAUAAUCAGCAUAAGUGAUAGGAAUAGCAAGGCACACACUGCAGAGAAAAAGAGUGGGUACAGGGAAUAAUGGAGAAGUUCAUGUACCAGUCAUUCUGACAACGGCAUGUGUUUUUGCCCAGGAAAAUCUGCCAUAUGAUUUCACAUCCUCAACUGUAAAGCUAAAGAGAUUUAUCUAGUUGCAAGUAUCUAUGCUUAUAUUGAUUAUUUUAAAAUAUCUCCUUUGCAUAUGGAACACUGUAUUUAAAUAGGUCAGUACAACAACAUUGCCGUCUCCCACAUAUUUGCAUAAUAUCAGAAGUGCACUAAAAAUACUGACAAUCACACCUAGCCUAUUGCAAUGUAUGAAUCACUAAAGCUGAUACACAGUUCUCCAUUUCUAGCUCUAUACCUGAGACACCACAGCUUGGGAAGCUUUUGGGAUGCCAUGGACAGAUUGCCCAUCUUAAGCAACUCCCACGCUGGACAGAUGUCUAGACUUGGCUGCAGGGACCUUUAUGCUGCACUCCAUUUCUACCCAGAGAUCCCAAACCAAUUCGCUGGCCCCGAAGAUUUGCCUCUGCUUCCUUUCACACCAGAGCAGCUGACGGCUGAGAAUUUCUACAGCGAUCCUUGUGCGUUCCCAUUUCAAGGUCCCUGUGGGAAUUUUGGCAGAUGCGAGUACUCUUGCGGCCCGGCAUUCAUCAGAAAAAGGAAUGAAAGGGAAAGGCAGAGAGUAAAGUGUGUCAACGAAGGCUACGCCAAACUCAGACAUCACCUACCUGCCGAAUACCUAGAGAAACGACUCAGCAAAGUAGAAACACUCCGAGCUGCAAUUAAAUACAUCAGGUAUCUCCAAUCUGUGCUUUACAAUGAUUCAGAGGAGAAUAGCAGGGAAGCUCACCACGCACCCAAAGAUAGCUCUCAAAGCGAUCACGCUCCAAGGACUUCAUAGUCUGCUCGAGAUCAAAUAAAGUCUUCUCUGGAAGCUCCAAAGACAAUCCUGCCUGUUCAAAGAUGCUUGUAAGACUGAACUUGCUCUACAAUGUGGUGAUUUCAGGGCUUGUGACUGUGAUGACAUGAAUCUUGCUAAAAUGUGUGGAAGUUUCAAAUGAUUGAAAUGGCUGGAAUCAUUUUAACAGAUGGAUAUGAGAGAUCAGUAAUACGUGGUUAAUUUUGGUUACAAGGGGGCGGGGGAGGACACCAAUGUGUCAACUCAAGCUGAAUGCUUUAGGUUAUAUUUUAAUAAAAAGAUUCUGCUCCUUUCUGAGAACAGUAACCUCUCUCUCUUUGCUAACAUUUAUUUCUUAAAAAAAUAUAAUUUAAGUUACUGUAUAAAUUGAUAAAAUGUAUAAAGUUUCUGUACAGAUUCUGUUUGCACAGAAUGUAUAAACUGGAAACCACUUGACUGUUGUAACAGCAACAACAAAAAAGACAGUAUUGUAAAAACACACUAACUUUGGAAAUGCUAAUAUUGAGUU